Messenger RNA from Echinococcus granulosus, 7011 nucleotides. Its product is annotated as Myosin-XVIIIa. The record is from RefSeq and is a predicted model, not a curated record. The transcript has 33 exons. Gene Ontology annotation, molecular function: protein binding; ATP binding; cytoskeletal motor activity. NCBI's taxonomy places the organism in Eukaryota, Metazoa, Platyhelminthes, Cestoda, Cyclophyllidea, Taeniidae. Gene Ontology annotation, cellular component: cytoplasm; Cul4-RING E3 ubiquitin ligase complex; myosin complex. Bases 1 to 7011 code for a protein of 2336 amino acids.
AUGUCAUUUUCUGGAGUCAGCUUAAAUCCGGGAUCAACCGUCAUAACGAAUAUCAGCAAAGAGGCGGUUCAGCGUGUGCAUGAACAGAUCUUCGGUAAUCCAUUCAGCUUUAGCAAUGGUUCCCCCUCCGAAUGUCAACCAUCGCGAAAUCACAGUCCUAGGACUCGAUUUCCCUGUCCCGAAUUUUCUUUGAAAUGUGGAAAUUCAUAUACAGUUGUUAUAGAUAAGAGUGAGACCAAGGACCAGCUUGGAAUCAGCUUUGAUUUUGACCAUUUUAAUAGAGCCAUUCUAAAGUUCCACUCCGCAAAUUUUUCAAUGGGACUUCUUCCCGGGGAUAUGGUCUUGUCGAUAAAUGGUGUGGACUUUCAGCAACUCAGCAUUGAUGAAAUGAAUGCUAAACUGACUCCCGGGGGCCCCUCAGAGCUAAAGAUUGUGUUGAUUCCAUCCGAAGACAGCAUUGAAUGGUCCUUGAGGUCCAUACACGUGGAUUAUUCCUAUUUAUCAGUGUUAAUUAAUGCUGUCACAAGUGCUGCUAGUUCCCACAGCUCGUACUACAGGGAUUUAUUUCUUACCCAAGACUAUAGCUUCAGUCGUAUUUGCUUACGCAAUUGGAUCAAACGGGUUGGGAGUUUAAGCGGAAUCAGUGAUUUAGUAAACGAGCUCUAUCUGCACUUGUUACGGGAUGUUACAUCUGAUUCCAAAGGAUUAUACUGUGUUGGCGAUCUCGUUUUGGUCACGCACCGAGAUGGUUAUUCAAUAGGAACAGUCGCUGAAAUCCUUCCUAAAGAUAUUUAUCAAGUUAGGUUACUUCCCAACAAGCAGCUUCUGAAUGUGACUUUGGUCGACGUUAGUCGAGCGAACAGUAGGGAGUUGGAAGGUGUGGAAGAUUUGAUGCUACUGCGCCACCUAAAUGAAGUGGCUUUGGUGUUCAACCUUCAUGCCCGCGUCCACCAUGCCCUGCCCUAUACCUACGUUGGCGACUUUGCUCUGCUAGCCUUCAAUCCCAUGCGCAGCCUCGACAUCUACAACAAUGCCGUAAAACACCUCUUUUUCAAGUGUCAAAAUCGUCUUGAUAUGCCGCCCCAUAUUUACUCGGUGGCACAAACUAUUUGGGCUCGCAUGGAAGGUUUGUUUCUGGCAAGGGAGGGCGUUCUUCCCCCAGGCGCCGUCGACGCCAAUUGCUCCACCACUGCCGUCAACCGUGAUCGUGUCUCUACCACCUCUCUGUUGGCAGCCACCAUCAAGGUACCCACGCAGGCCGUCUGUUUGCUCGGCCGCUCGGGUUCCGGCAAGUCUGUGAACACAGAGCACCUUAUCGAGUACCUUCUUUCCCAAUGUCCCUCUGACUCUGUUCUCACCGCCCGAAAGGUACGCGCAGUAAUGUGCCUCCUGGAUGCUUUCACAUGCUCAAGGACGCUCCUCAACUCCAACGCCAGUCGCUGUUUACGACUCUUUACAGUCCAGUUUGUGGCCGAAUGGCAGGACGCUUCCUGUGUGCAUCUCAAUCCCUCAGGUCUCUUUGUCGACAUUUUGCUCUUGGAUAAAUUUCGCGUUACACGUCGCCCACAGGGUGAACCUACAUUCCACAUUUUCUACUACUUCCUGGCUGGUCUGGGAUACGAUGUACGAACAGAAUACAUGCUGGAGGACCUUACUUCUCCGAACCUAUUUAUGACCCCACUUCAAAGGCCGGAGGACCAGGCGUUGGCCAGAUCGCGCUGGCAGGCGGUACACGCGGCAGCGCGAGUGCUGGGGCGAGACUUUGAGGAGGCCUUCUUGAAAGGCGUGUGUCGCCUCCUUGCAGUCAUUUACCACCUAGGCUGUGCGGGUGCUACGCCGCCGCACACUGCGGCGACAUCGACACCCGCGUCCCCGCGUCGUUUUAUCAAUCGCAACGCUGCGGAGCGCGCUGCACGCCUCCUCGGCUGCGCCUCUGUCGAACGCCUUACCUCCGAUGUCUUCGGCGAUGCCAUCGCUAACGUAGAUUCCUCCUUUUCUCGGUCGCCAAGUAACCUUGAACUUCUGGGGGGCUUCGUCGCUAACCUCUAUGCCAUUGCCACGAAUACACUAAGAGAUCUCAUCAACAAAGCUCUCAACCCAGGAUCGGGGGGGAUACUGCCCUUGAACUCAGAUGCGGAUCUGCGCGAGCGGACGGCGCGCGUGAUGAUAGUCGACCCACCCGGCCUGCAGACCCCCGAGGCCGGCGGCCGCAUGUCCGGUGGAAGUUUCGAGGACCUCCUCUACAACUACGCCAACGAGUGCUUCCUCCAACUCUAUCGUGACUGCCAGUGUCAAGCGGAUGAGAGUGGUAAUAUCCGCUGCACAAAUUCGGACUUUAUCGAGUUUUUGGACAACCCGCCAGAUAAUCCUUUGUGUUCACAGCAUCGACCGUCGCUAUCGAGAAGUAGCGAUUCUCCCAGUCGAGCUUGCAGCGCAACACUCUCCCAGUCCGACGAGGAGGCCUCCAUCACUUGGACCGUCGAGAAGUGCUGCAGCACGGACUCCGCGGUGCGCGCUGGUCUCCUCUGGCUCCUCGACUACGCCUUAUGCACCGGCGACAUGAAGACCUUCCUUCGCCUCAUUGCUCAAAAAUACGUGAAGCACAAGCUUACUCAUAUUUCACGAGAGUCGCGGCUGUUGCGGCGCUUGCAUCGGUCUGGAGCAUUUUCGUUGAACCACUGGAACGCGACAGCGGUGGUUCAAUACCACCCUUCAACAUGGCUAGCUAGCUGCCAUUACUCGAGUAGUCCACGGGCAACUAUAGAACUUCUUCAACGCUCCAAAUUACCGUUGUUAAGAAGCAUUGGUGAUUCCAUGGACGAAGGAGCCUCUGCCUCCACCCUCAGUGUGUCUUCAACCACAGGACUUGUUGAGUCUUUCAUUUUGGACACAAAGUACGUGAUGGACCUGCUGCGGACGUAUUGCCUCGAAGUGGCGACAAGCGGCAUUCAGUGGGUGCACUGCCUGUUGCCAGUGGCAAGUGCUGGACUCUGGCAGGUCGCCGCCGCCUCAGCCCCCACCACUACCGAGGCGGCACGAGUCUGCGUACGUAAUCCACACGUGCGCUUUUGCGUGCCCCUUGUGCGCGCUCAACUGCAUGCCAUCUCUCUGGCCACUGAUCUCAUCUACCUCAAGCCUGCCUUCACUAACCGCCUACUCCAGGUCACCGCCAUCAACAGCAACCACAUCAAGAUGGUCAACUCGCCUCCACAUUCAAUAUCAGAAGAUCUGAUCACAGUUACAGGGAUGUCCAACCAGAAUGACCGGGAGAAUGGUGAUAGUGUGGAGACCGAAAGAACACCUCUCAGAGUGUCCAGCUUCUCAAUUGGUGAAUCGGCUGAUACGUACAAUUUUGUGUUCAACACAACAAGUAACAACUUCCCCUGGGAGCAGUUACUUUCGCUGGCACCAACUGACCGUGGAUUAAUAAAGCAAUUACGGUUCCAGUUGGAAGAAUCGGAAGAAUCCAAAGAACUUCUUCUGCGUAAGCAACGUACUCUCAUGGCUGAUCUGGAGGAAUGUCAACAGCAGUUGAAUCAGGAAAAACGUGACAAACAUGCUGCUGAGUUGCGCUGCCAGACAGCACACCGGCAAAACAGCGACCUGCAGUGUCGGGUGGAGGAGCUUGAGGAGGAGUUGGAGGAGGCCAACAGGAAGCAGCGUCGUUCCGCCCUCACUGGUCCCGCCACGCCUAGCUUCAACCCUUAUGCCGGUGAGGUGACCCAACUCAUGGAGGAGCGCAACGCUAUGCGGGAGGAAAUUGCUCAUCUGCAAGAACGUCUUGCCACGUCUACCACCGAAAAAGCUGGAGCUGCUGACAUGGAGUUAGUCUACCAGAAGGCCAAAGUGCACGAGUUGGAGGGUCGGCUUGAGCUGGAGACGUCGACAAAGCAACGUCUGCAGUCGACCGUGGAGCGACUGAAAGGACAACUGGAGCAGCUGAUGGGAGAACGUGAGAGGCUGCUAGCGGCAGUGCAGACAGAGCGCCAGAAUGCGCGCGGUCUCUCGCGUAGUCUGCGCGAGGCCCUAGAGGACAAGGAGAGGGUGGAGCGCCGUCUCGCCGAUGAGGAGCAUCGGCGGCAUGAGACCUCCAAUGAGGUUUCUUCGUGCGUGCAGGAGCAGCUACGAUUGCAGCAGGAGCUCUCCCACCUCCUCUUGCGCUGCAAGGAGGAAGAGCUGCGCUCUGUGGCGUUGCACAGUAGACGAUCAGCUGAAGGGAAUGAGGAGGAGACGAUGGAGAUGGAUGCCGAGGCUUCUGAUGGGGAUUGCUUGAGCGAUGUGACGGACGGUGAUGAUGUUGGUGCUGGGGAUAGAAGAGUGGAGCGCCGCACUCCCUCAGUCAAUUGCGACCAGGGAACUGAACAAGCAGCUAGUAGUACAACUCAGGACCAGAUUCUACUCAGCUUAGUUGUCAGCCUCUACGCUAAUCGGUUUGGACAUGGGGGACGAGGACGGAAUGAGUGGUGGCAAGAACCCAAUUGGUCAGGUAGCUUGGUCGACGACAGUGAUCAUUUGGGUACUUAUAUACUCUCAGAAUCUAGACGUCCCUUGCAUGCUACACAAGAAGAAUGUGAGACGGUCAAGAGUAAACUUGUUUCGGAUUUGAGAAUCGGAAGUGCUUUUGAUGUUGGAGAAAAAUUUUCACCUUUAUCAACAUUUGACUUUGGUCGAGAGCGCAAAGACACGUCCAGACCCACGCCACCCCUGAAAUACAGACGAAUGAGAUACCCUACUUACUUCUCGCCUAUCUCAUUGCUUGUGGCUAGGGAACAGGGCGAUUGUGGGCCCUCUUCUCGCUAUCACCGACUUCGCGACUUCUAUGCAAGCCGCGUUUCUACAAUCGAGGCUUGUGAUAAGCGUCCCAGGUGGCCGUUGAAUCAGAGCUUCCAGAAGCACAUCCAGGGAAGCCUUUGGAAUGUAUUAUCAUUUGGACUUUCAGCUGUUUACCAACACCAUACAGGUUGCGUCAACGCGUUGAAUUUUAAUCACUCAGGCCACUUAAUCGCGUCUGCUUCCGACGAUACGCGUGUGGCCAUAGCCGACUCCUACACCGGAGAACUUAAGACUCGUUUCCUCACAGGGCAUACCCUGAACGUUUUCCAGGUGAAAUUUGUGCCGAACUGCAACGACUUGAGGUUGGUUACCUCAGCUCGGGACGGCAUGGUGCGCCUGGCUGAGCUUCACCCGGAUGGCCAGGCAGUGGGGGCGACACGUACUCUUAUUAAUCACCAAGAUGCUUGCCGCAACCUCGUUCUUGUUCCUGACGAGCCCUUCCUUCUCCUCACCGCUGGAGAAGACGGCUCCGUCUUCUCUAUCGAUCUCCGUACCAAUCAACCCAACCAGUUACUUCAUUUGCCUUUGUCACCCUUCUACUCCAUAUCAGCUAAUCCUGCCAGAGCGGUGGAGUUUUGUGUUUCUGGAAAGUAUGAGUCAUUCGUCAGGGUGUUUGAUCGACGAAAGGUAUCAGUAGCAUCGCCCAAAGAUGGAUAUCUUCAUUCAUUUGCUCCACGUCACCUUCUCUCGAAACCGCAGUGCAGCCGUUUCGAUGCCCCAGAUGCAGACAGUGAGAUGGGUCAUGGGGCUGACGAGGCUCGUGACGAUGACGCAUCCGAUGACAGUGAGGCCAGUGAUUAUGAUGACAGGGUCGAUAGUGGUGAAAGUGAUUUGGCCGAGGAGGGCUUCUUCUCCUCGCAACUGGGACGCCAGCUGCUCGGCCUCUUGCGUGAGGACUUGCGAAGUCGCAACCGGGCCCCCUCUCCCCCAGAGCUCGGUGGUGACACAACGGAGAGGCGUGUUGGUCGAAGGCGUUGGUCUCGAAACCGGCCAGUCCGUCUUAAUGAUCGUGUUGAUCCGCUCGGGGACCACUCGCAGACCAAAUACAGCAUCACUUCCGCCGUGUACAGUUCCAAUGGCGAUGCCAUCCUCGCAUCCUUUAAUGAUGAGGACAUUUAUCUUUUCCAUUCGCAAGAUGACAAGCUUCCACCUCUCCACGUCUAUCGGGGACAUCGAAAUAACGACUCUGUGAAGGGUGUUAACUUCUACGGUCCUAACUCGGAGUUUGUCGUGAGUGGCAGUGACGACGGCUUCAUAUACAUUUGGGACCGUCAUUCAGAGGGCAUUGUUCAAUGGCUCUGUGGAGACAUCGCUGGCUCCGUUAACGUUCUCGAGCCACAUCCCUUCUGUCCGAUGCUCGCUACCUCCGGCUGCGAUCACAGCGUCAAGAUCUGGACUCCUAUGGGUCAGAGAGGCAGCAUCGGCAGUCCGGAAACCUGGCUAAAAGUCAUAAAGGAUGAGGAGCCUAGUCAGCGUAUUCUUUUCGACCCCGAGCAGAUAAUUGACUCUAUGCGAUCACUUCGACACUCCAACCUUGCGAAAUGUCUUUUCGGUGAAAACGAGGACUUUCAGCCCUCAGAUGAGGACUAUUCUGUUGCUGUUGAUGAUGGUAAUGAUUCUUAUGACGAUGGUGAUAUGAGGACUGGAAUUCAUCGUAAAAGGAAAUCUUCAGAAGUUGAUAAAGUAAAUGGAUCUGUGUCAGUCAAGUCUUCCAAACGGUAUAAGAAAAGUAAGAAUUCGCCCAAUCAGGGUGGUAAGCGUGACAAGCUGCCAAUCACGGCGGCCCCUCAGAAAAACUUGCCUUUUAAUUCAAAGGAUUUGCAACUGAGAGUUGCGGCCAACUGGGCGAGAAGAAAUCGCGAUUCAUUAACAGUUACCUUCGCAUUUGGCCUUCCUGAAUUUUUGCGUCCAGCGCUGCAAGUAACUUACGAUGUCGCUAGCCACCGGAUGACAGAUUUCCUCCGCCGCGGGCACUCUAGUAGUAUGAGUGAUGAUAGCAGUGACGACGAAGAGGCCAACAGUCGCGGUCAUCUCGGAGAAGUGGUAGAGCCUGCUGCAGAUCGCAUCUGCGAAGACGACGGGGAAGAGAAUACCAGCUUGUCAACCUUUUCCUCUUCCUCGGGGUCUACUAGCCCUUCUUCUGUAGCUACUGGUAUGGAUCCAGCGUCUGGAGCUUAG